UCAAAUGCUUCACACUUCCAACGUUACAAGUAAGAAAGAAAUGAACUGUGUCUUAUGCGAAAAGAACCAUUUCAUCGCUAACUGCCCGGAUUUUUUGAAUAAAUCUACAGAUGAUAAAUGGAAGUUAGUAACAGAAAAGAAAUUGUGUUUUUCUUGUUUGAAAUUUGGACAUUCUACUAGAAUGUGCCGCAUUAGAAAGUCUUGCAAUAAGAAUGGAUGUAACAGAGUUCAUCAUCCUCAAUUACACAGUGAAUGUCAAGAUAAUAAAUAUACGCCAACGGUUUUAAAUAUGGAAGUAUCCUGUCAUGCUGCGUUGAAAGCAAAUCAAUCCAAGGUGUUGUUUAAAGUAGUUCCAGUAAAAUUAUACAAUAGAGGAGAAGUUGUUUCCACGUAUGCAUUGAUUGAUGAGGGAUCAAGCGUUUGAAGUUGAAGGGACCUAUGCGAAAGUUGAAUCUCCAAUGGUUCGGAGACCACUGUAGUUCUGAAGAAACUGAAAUCGUUAAAUUUAAUAUAUCUGGAGUCCAUAACAAUGCCGAAGUGUUCGAGAUGAGGAAUGUGUGUACUGUAAACAAUCUUUGUCUUCCAAUGCAAACUGUAGACAUGAAUCAGCUUCAUUCCAAAUAUGACAACUUACAAAAUCUUCCUAUUGCCAGCUAUACUGACGCCCGACCAGAGCUAUUAAUAGGAUUGGACUUUUGUCAUUUGGGAUUAUCGAACAGAAAGAUUCAACAAACAUCAAAUGGACCUAUUGUUGCAGAAAGUCCUCUUGGUUGGAUAAUUUAUGGAAGAACAGUUGACAAUGAGAUACAAUCAAGUCCAGGAAGAAUGUUUCAUGUGAGAGGGUAUUUUGACGACAUACAUGCUAUUGUGAAAGAGUAUUUUACCACUGAAAACUUUGGUGUUGAACUAUCAACAACACCAAGAGAGUCUUCUGAAACGGUUCGAGCGCGUCAACUAUUGGAAUCAACAACAAAAAAGGUCAAAGGUCGUUACGAAAGUGGUCUAUUAUGGAAAAACGAUGACAUAGUUUUACCAGAUAGUUACCCAAUGGCAGUCAGUCGAUUGAGAAAUGUUGAAAACAAGAUGAAAAAAGAACCUGUUUACGGUAUGAAGUACAAGGAAACUAUUGUCAGCGACGUGCAGAAAGGAUAUGCUCGUAAAUUGUCAUCUGAAGAGGUUGUUGAAAUUACUCCACGGACUUGGUAUUUACCACAUUUCGGUGUACUGAAUCCAAAUAAGCCUGGAAAAUUCAGACUUGUAUUUGAUGCCGCGGCUAAAGUUGGAGAAACAUCCCUUAAUUCAUCAUUGUUGACAGGUCCAGAUCUAAAUCAGCCACUCCUCACGGUUUUAUCUAAAUUUCGUGAAGGUCAAGUUGGGGUAUGUGCUGACAUCAAGGAGAUGUUUCACCAGGUGAUAAUUCGUGAAGAAGACCAAAACUCUCAACGAUUUUUAUGGAGAAAUGAUAAAACUGGCGAAAUUGAGGUAUAUAAGAUGUUAGUUAUGAUAUUUGGAUCCACAUCUUCACCGACAACAGCUCAAUAUGUCAAAAACUUUCAUGCAACACAGUAUCUAGAAAGUCAUCACGAAGCGGCCAAAGCAAUUAUUGAACGACAUUACGUUGACGAUUACGUUAAUAGCUUUCACACCGAUGAACAGGCAAUAACUGUAUCCAUGAUGGUUAAAAAUAUUGAGAUGGCUGGUGGUUUUGAAUUACGAGGUUUUAUAUCAAAUUCAAGAAAGGUUACUUCGAUCUUGAAUCAGGAACAAGAUGAUCAACUAUAUCAAGUGGAUAUGAACUUGGACAAAUCCCCUACAUGUGAUAAGAUACUGGGCAUGGUAUGGGACACAUCCACUGACGAGUUCAAAUUCGACUUGAAGUUUAAUCGUUUAGAAUCGACAGUGAUCACUUGUGAAAGAAUUCCAACAAAGAGAGAAUUUUUAGCGAUUGUCAUGUCAGUAUAUGAUCCGUUCGUAUUCUUAGCGGAUUUUCUUGUAUACAUGAAGGUACUCUUGCAACCUGUAUGGAGGUCUGGUGUAGAAUGGGAUCAACCAAUUCCUACACAUCUUUACGAGCGAUGGUGUGCAUGGAGUCGAGAAUUAACAAAGGUUAGCCAAUUUCGUAUUACACGUUGUUACUCAAAGGGACUGCCGAUGCCAAAAGCUGUUGAACUUCACAUAUUUGUAGAUGCGAGUGAAGUCGCUUUUUCAGCAGUGUGCUACCUUCGAGUUACUUCGCAAGAUGAAGUUACAGUAUCAUUCGUCAUGGGGAAAACUAAAUGCGCACCUGUCAAAUACCUUUCCAUCCCAAGGCUCGAAUUGCAGGCAGCAAUUCUUGGAGUUAGAAUGUAUAAAACUGUUUUGAGAUCUCACAGUUUUGUUAUUUCAAAAUCGACAUUUUGGAGCGAUUCGAAAACGGUACUUCAUUGGAUCAAGGAUGACAGAAGAAAAUACAAGACAUUCGUUGCUAAUAGAGUGGGUGAAAUUUUGGAUUCAACAGAACCCACUCAAUGGAACUGGGUUUCAACACAUGAAAAUGCUGCUGAUGAUGCGACACGUGACAUUUAUCCACCUCAGUUCUCGGUUUGA
Messenger RNA from Photinus pyralis (common eastern firefly), 2586 nucleotides. RefSeq lists its product as uncharacterized. Bases 439 to 2586 code for a protein of 715 amino acids. NCBI's taxonomy places the organism in Eukaryota, Metazoa, Arthropoda, Insecta, Coleoptera, Lampyridae. The transcript has 2 exons. Gene Ontology annotation, molecular function: nucleic acid binding. The record is from RefSeq and is a predicted model, not a curated record.